This is a messenger RNA of Daucus carota subsp. sativus, 1044 nucleotides long. RefSeq lists its product as uncharacterized. The transcript has 5 exons. NCBI's taxonomy places the organism in Eukaryota, Viridiplantae, Streptophyta, Magnoliopsida, Apiales, Apiaceae. The record is from RefSeq and is a predicted model, not a curated record. The coding region runs from base 1 to 1044 and encodes 347 amino acids.
AUGUUGUCUCAGCCAGCCACUGAACUGAUCAAGGAAAUUUCAGUACUAGAGCUUGAAGUUGGGCAUGUGGAGCAGUAUCUUGUCUCGCUCUAUCAACAAGCAUUUGAUCAACAAGUAACCUCUACAUCUCCAUCUACGAAAGAAAGAGGACCAAAAUCACCCAAAACUUCUGCAAAAGAAAAAUCUGAACUAUGGUCUGGAGUUGGUAUAAUGUCAAAUGUGGAGAAACCUUCUCUUAGAUCUACUUGCAUAAAUCCACAGAAGGACUUGAAUGAUCUAGGUGGUGAGGAUAGACUAGUAGAAUCUGAUAUAUAUUGCAAGCUUGCUGACCCUCCACUUUUAGAUCAUGGACUCUCAUCACCCACAUCAUCAUCGUCAUCAAUGAGUGCAUUUUCUCCAAAGGAUCAUACUGGAAUGUGGAGUCCAGGGCUCAAGAAAUAUUCAUCUCUUGAUGAGCGUUUGGAUAACCCUUUCCAUGUGCAAGGGCUUAAGGAAUUCAGUGGGCCUUACAGCACGAUGGUUGAGGUGCAAUAUAUAUAUAGAAAUGAUAAAAAGUUGGAUGAAGUUGAACACAUGCUACAAAACUUCAGAUUUCUUAUAUCUCGUUUAGAAGAAAUAGAUCCUAAGAAGAUGACACACUCGGAGAAGCUAGCUUUCUGGAUCAACGUACACAAUGCUCUAAUGAUGCAUUGGCUUCGGCUGUUGCUAUCUUCAAAGUCAAAAUUUAAAUCGGGGGAUGAACGACAGGCAUACUCAAUCGAGCAUCCAGAACCACUUUUGCAUUUUGUUCUUUGUUCUGGAAGCCAUUCUGAUCCAGCGGUUCGAUUUUAUACACCAAAGUCAAUAGCAAAGGAAUUGGAAGCUGCAAAAGAUGAGUACAUUCGAGCUACCUUUGGUGUGAGUAAAGACCACAAAAUCGUGCUGCCAAAAAUUGUGGAAUCUUUUGCCAAGGAUUCUGAUUUAUGCACAACUGGCUCAGUGGAGAUGAUCCAGAAGUCUCUACCUCAAUCUGUUCCGAAGAGCAUAAAAAAAUGUCAAUUGUAG